Messenger RNA from Caenorhabditis remanei, 942 nucleotides. RefSeq lists its product as uncharacterized. The record is from RefSeq and is a predicted model, not a curated record. Bases 1 to 942 code for a protein of 313 amino acids. The transcript is spliced from 7 exons. Gene Ontology annotation, biological process: signal transduction; peptidyl-serine phosphorylation. Gene Ontology annotation, cellular component: nucleus; cytoplasm. Lineage: Eukaryota; Metazoa; Nematoda; Chromadorea; Rhabditida; Rhabditidae. Gene Ontology annotation, molecular function: protein serine/threonine kinase activity; ATP binding.
AUGGGAGAAAAAUGUGAAAUCAACGAUCUUUUGGUGCCAUUGAAGGAUAAACGUCUCCGUUUGGGGUCUCAUGAGUAUAAAAUGGUGGAACCUAUCGCCACUGGACCGUUCUCCUCUGUGUUUUUAGUGGAAGAGGACGGGAUACCGUAUGCGAUGAAGGUGGAGGCGCAAGUUGGAUGUUUGAGACCUGUUUUGAAGCUCGACCGUGCCGUCCUCUCCGCACUUGACAAUCAAACCGGCUUCCCAUCUCUCAUCGACGCCGGCCGUACCGAUCACUUCAAAUAUGUCGUCAUGCAACUCGUCGGUCCCGACCUCUCAUCCCUUCUCGAAUUUGCACCUCAAAAUCGAUUCUCCCAGUCGACAAUCUAUAAAAUCGCUCUACAAACUUUGGAACGUCUUCGGAUUCUUCAUGAUGCUGGAUGGUUGAAUCGAGAUGUGAAGGCACAGAACUUUGCUGUCGGGUUCGGUGAGGAAAGCAGUAUUGUUUAUAUGCUGGAUUUUGGACUGACACGGAGAUAUCUAGAACCAAAUGGUCGUCGUCAUCUGCUCCGCCCGUGGGGUCCAUCAGUUGGCACGUUUCCGUAUGCUCCCUUGAAUUCUCUUGGAUUCUUGGAUCAAACACCGGCUGAUGAUGUUGAAGGUAGUUCAAUGUUUAUUUAUCUAAAGUUUGUGCCUAUUCAGGAUGUUCCUGAUGGAUGGUCGGAAAUUUUUGAUAUGAUUGUGAAGACGGCACACCACGAACGUCCGGAUUAUCACAAAAUUGCGUGCAAAGUGAUUUCAAUUGCACAAAAAGAGAAUAUUGACUUGACGGAACAGUUUGAUUGGCAGACGAAUCCAGUCCUCCGCUCAUUGGUUCGUCUUGGACCGUUGAGUUGUGAUGAGUUGACAAUGCAGACUUGCGGAACACCGAGAGCCACUCGAAUGAUUCUUUCACCGAUUUGA